Schistocerca nitens (vagrant locust) is the source of this 1480-nucleotide messenger RNA. RefSeq names its product acetylcholine receptor subunit alpha-like (gene nAChRalpha4). Gene Ontology annotation, biological process: signal transduction; chemical synaptic transmission; regulation of membrane potential. Gene Ontology annotation, molecular function: acetylcholine-gated monoatomic cation-selective channel activity; transmembrane signaling receptor activity. Gene Ontology annotation, cellular component: postsynaptic membrane; neuron projection; synapse. The coding region runs from base 113 to 1480 and encodes 455 amino acids. Lineage: Eukaryota; Metazoa; Arthropoda; Insecta; Orthoptera; Acrididae. The transcript has 10 exons. The record is from RefSeq and is a predicted model, not a curated record.
CAGCUCCUACAACAAGCUCGUGCGGCCCGUCGUCAACACGUCCGACGUGCUGCGCGUCUGCAUCAAGCUCAAGCUGUCGCAGCUCAUCGACGUGAAUCUGAAGAACCAGAUAAUGACGACGAACUUGUGGGUCGAACAGUCCUGGUACGACUACAAGCUGCGGUGGGAGCCCAAGGAGUACGGCGGCGUCCACAUGCUGCACGUGCCCUCCGACCACAUCUGGCGGCCAGACAUCGUCCUCUACAACAACGCCGACGGGAGCUACGAGGUGACCAUCAAGACCAAGGCGACCGUCUACUACACGGGGCUGGUCAUGUGGCAGCCGCCGGCCGUCUACAAGUCCUCGUGCUCUAUCGAUGUUGAGUUCUUUCCCUACGACGUGCAGACGUGUGUCUUGAAGCUAGGCAGUUGGACCUAUGACGGUUUCAAGGUGGACCUGCGGCACAUGGACGAGCAGGCGGGCUCCAACGUCGUGGAGGUGGGCGUCGACCUGUCCGAGUUCUACAUGUCCGUCGAGUGGGACAUCCUGGAGGUGCCUGCAGUCAGGAACGAGAAGUUCUACACGUGCUGCGACGAGCCGUACCUCGACAUCACGUUCAACAUCACGAUGCGCCGCAAGACGCUCUUCUACACGGUGAACAUCAUCAUCCCCUGCAUGGGCAUCUCGUUCCUCACCGUGCUCACCUUCUACCUGCCCUCCGACAGCGGGGAGAAGGUGACGCUGUCCAUCUCGAUCCUGAUUAGCCUGCACGUGUUCUUCCUGCUGGUGGUCGAGAUCAUCCCGCCCACGUCGCUGGUGGUGCCGCUACUCGGCAAGUACCUCAUCUUCGCCAUGAUCCUCGUCUCCAUCAGCAUCUGCGUGACGGUGGUGGUGCUCAACGUGCACUUCCGGUCGCCGCAGACGCACAAGAUGGCGCCCUGGGUGAAGCGCGUCUUCAUCCACAUCCUGCCCCGCCUGCUGGUGAUGCGCCGGCCGCAGUACCAGUUCGAGGCCACCAGCCUGCUGGACGGCGGGCUGCUGGGCGGCAGCUGCCAGGUGCACGGCCCCCUGGGAGCGGCACUGGAGGCAGAGAGACUGUCCGACGCAGAGGAGGCGUGCAAGAGCCCGCCCCCGCUGCCGCCACUGCCUCCACUGGGCCUGGGGCUGGCGGCGCCCCCACACCCCCAAGGGGCGCUGAGGAGCCCCCCAGCCUUCCCCCACUCUCGCUGUCCCCCGGAGGUGCACCGCUCCUGCUUCUGUGUGCGCUUCAUCGCUGAGCACACGCGCAUGCUCGAGGACUCCACCAAGGUGAAGGAGGACUGGAAGUACGUGGCGAUGGUGCUCGACCGGCUGUUCCUGUGGAUCUUCACACUGGCCGUGCUGGUGGGCACGGCGGGCAUCAUCCUGCAGGCUCCCACGCUCUACGACGACCGCGUGCCCAUCGACAAGAAGUUCAGCGAGUUCGCCACGACCACCGUGGUACGCUGCCCUCCUCAGUAG